AAUAAUUCACUUCUCCUCUCUCAAUCAAGCACAAAACCAACAAAAAUAUUGGUACCUAAAAAAUGAUGGAGGUAACCUUAAGCAACAUUAUAACCUCCUUAGUAUAUGUCAUCAUCAUAUCAUUGAUUUGGAGAACGUUAAAUUGGCUAUGGUUCAAACCUAAAACACUAGAAAGACGUCUUAAAACACAAGGAUUUCGAAGUCACUCUUAUCGUGUUUUGUAUGGUGACACCAAAGAGAUCGCUGAGAUGGUCAAACAAACCACUUCCAAGCCCAUGGAACACUUUUCCAAUGGUUAUAUCCCUCGGAUUUUCCCUUUCGACCAUCAAACUAUCAAGAACUAUGGUGAUAAGUCAUUCAUAUAGGAUGGACCGACACCAUCGGUGAUAAUAACAAAACCGGAAGAAAUAAGAGAAAUAUUGAUGAAGAUGAAUGAUUUUCAGAAGACAAUAAAAAAUCCCUUUGUUAAAAGGAUUACUAAUGGUUUGACAAGGCUUGAAGGCCAAGAAUGGGCUCAAGACAGAAAGUUACUUAACCCUGCUUUCCAUAUGGAGAAAUUAAAGCAUAUGAUGCCAUCAUUUCAUGCGAGUAGUAACGAGAUUAUACAAGAAUGGGAGAAGAUGACAUCGGAAAUUGGAUCGAGUGAGGUAGAAUUGUGGUCAUUUCUACACAAUCUAUCGGCAGAUGCAAUUUCUCGUGCCGCAUUUGGGAGUAGCUUUGAAGAAGGAAGGAGGGUUUUUGAACUUAUUAGAGAACACAUUUCAAUUACAGUUCAAUCCAUGCAAUCUGUUUAUAUUCCUGGAUCCAGGUUUCUUCCAACUAAAACAAACAAGAGGGAGGCGAAAAUCACCAAUGAAAUGGAAUCGUUAUUGAAAGAUAUGAUUCAAAGGAGGCAAAAGGAAAUGGAGGGUGGAGAAGUAGCUAAAGACGACUUGUUGGGUUUGUUGCUAAAAUCGAACUUAGAAGGAAUACAAGAACAACAUCAUUUUAAGAUGGGCAUGAAAGAAAUAAUAGAAGAGUGCAAGAUGUUCUAUAUUGCUGGUCAAGAAACCACUUCUUCAUUGUUAGUUUGGACUCUUGUUUUGCUAAGCAAACAUCAAAAUUGGCAAGAUCAAGCUCGAGAGGAGAUUCUCACCACUUUUGGUCAUAAUACACCUCAUAUUGAUGGCUUAAACCACCUUAAAAAGGUGAACAUGAUAAUCCAUGAAGUUCUAAGACUAUAUCCACCGGCACCUUCCCUCACAAGAAAAGUUAGCCGUGAAAUGAAAGUAGGAGACGCAAUUUUACCAGCAGGUGUACACGUAAAAUUACCAUUGGUAAUUGUUCACCAAAGUGAAAAAUUUUGGGGUUCAGAUGCAAAGGAAUUUAACCCAGAUAGAUUUGUACAAGGGAUUUCGAAAGCAACUGGAGGUAAAAUAUGUUUCUUCGCAUUUGGAUGGGGGCCUCGCAUAUGUAUUGGAUCAAAUUUCGCAAUGUUGCAAGUUAAAAUGGCUUUGGCUAUGAUUUUGCAAUGUUUUUCCUUAGAGCUUUCACCGUCUUAUGUUCAUGCUCCUACUGCUGGUCGUGGUACCCUUCGUCCUCAAUUUGGUGCUAAGGUGGUAUUACAUCGUAUCUGAAAUAUAUUUCAUACUAAACUUGAGGAUAACACAGUUAAUUAGUUAUCAUAGAGAAUAAAAUAUCGUAUGUAAUAUUAAUAGAGAUAUUCAAUAAGAAGCUAGUAUAUAUAGCUUAUGUUGUAGGGUUCCAUUAGGGUACAUGUUAUUCUUGUAAUUUCCAAGUUAUUUGAAUUUGAGACCUAUAGAGGACCCGAAUAAAUAAAGAUACCAGUGGUUAAAAUUAGGCAUUGUUAAUUAAAUGUGUCAGUCAAAUUAAUGAACAUAUUCAGAAACAGAUAGAGCAAUGCGGGAAGCUCUUUUUGUCCAUUUUUCCCUAUUUGACAUUUUAGUCUGUCUCCGGGAAAUCUCUCUAUUACUGUAAAUGUUUAUGGAUACCAACAACUUUACUCUCACAUAAAAUAUAUUAUGUCCCUCUA
This is a messenger RNA of Spinacia oleracea (spinach), 2032 nucleotides long. Its product is annotated as cytochrome P450 CYP72A219. The record is from RefSeq and is a predicted model, not a curated record. The transcript has 5 exons. The coding region runs from base 423 to 1616 and encodes 397 amino acids. Lineage: Eukaryota; Viridiplantae; Streptophyta; Magnoliopsida; Caryophyllales; Amaranthaceae. Gene Ontology annotation, molecular function: iron ion binding; monooxygenase activity; heme binding.